Messenger RNA from Chiloscyllium plagiosum (whitespotted bambooshark), 465 nucleotides. NCBI's taxonomy places the organism in Eukaryota, Metazoa, Chordata, Chondrichthyes, Orectolobiformes, Hemiscylliidae. The record is from RefSeq and is a predicted model, not a curated record.
UACUUUUACAUUUUUUGAACCUAGAUUAAGUUUAAGUGGGGAAGGUACAUCCUUUGAACAGCAGGCAUCUGGAGCUGUUUUAGAUUUAAUGGGUGAUGAAACACAAGAUCUGCAAAAGAGAAAACAAAUGCUAAAGUGGGACCGUAAAAAGAAGCGAUUUAUCAGAGACACCAGCCAGGAAAAUAAGAAAAUAAAAACUGAAAGUGGGCGAUAUAUCAGUGCUUCAUACAAGAAAAACAUCUAUGAGGAAUGGAAGAAGAAGUACAAGAUCGAUGAUAGAGUAUCCGAUGAUGAAGCUGAAAAUGAGCGAAGAAAUCCAAGGAAGAAAGGUGGCCGUGGUAAGACUACUAUAUUUACAAAGGCUUAUUUUAGUGAAGCUUGCACAAAGGUGCACAAUAUUGCAGUGAACAAACCAAUUAACUAUUGUUAUCUUUUAUACUAAAGUAUUGAUCAAAAGCUAAACAC